AAUAAAUUAAUAUAAUAACUAUUUAUAUUUUAAGACUAAAGAAUUAAUUAAAAAUGUUAGAAGAAAAUAUUUUAACACCAAAGUGUGUACUGUGUAAAAGAGUAAUAGAUAACUCAUGUAAAUGUAACUUAUGGAAAAACGAUGCUUACAAAAUUUGUAAGGCUUGUGCAGAUUCUUCAUGCUGUAUUUCUUAUCCUGAUAAUGUUUUAAUAGUUAAAAGAGCAUUUAAAAAAUUUACAGCCCAAUCAAUAGUAGAAAUUUCAUCUUCAUCGUUACUCGUGUCUAUUUUCUCUGGUCAACUUUAUAGUUACAGACACAACAUUUAUAAUUCUGGCGGGAAGGCAAAAAGAAACCUUAUAGACCAAGACUUAAUGUACCUUUUAUCCGAGGAUAAAUCAUUUAAUAGUCUUAAGGUACUGGUAAAUCGUGUCUAAACCCAACAAUUGUUAGAAAAUACACCACAACUUUAGUACAUGAUAAGUAUCCUGAGCUUAAGCAAAAUACAGCUCAUUUGCUAUGCCAUAAUGUUACCACAGCCGAAAAAUCAUAUGCCAUAGCUGAGAAAAGGAACAAAGUCGCAGAAACUAGUAAGCAAAUUCGAGAGGUCCAGAGAGAAACAUAUGCUGACAAU
Molecule: messenger RNA, 631 nt
Organism: Hydra vulgaris (swiftwater hydra)
Lineage: Eukaryota; Metazoa; Cnidaria; Hydrozoa; Anthoathecata; Hydridae
Source: RefSeq, a predicted model, not a curated record